UACGUUUUUUUUUUCGCUAAAUAACUUGUAAAAUUAUGAGCAACCUAGGCAUCGAGCAAUUUCCAGACUACCAGGUCCCUGGAGUCUCGCAUGCGGACUUUUCACCAUACGAGUCUAAUGGCGGCUCGAUUGUGGCCAUUGCUGGCGAGGACUUUGUUGUCAUUGCUGCCGACACUCGCUUGAGCAGUGGCUACAACAUUCACACACGUAAACAGAGUAAACUGUUUCCGCUGUCCAACCAGACGGUGCUGGCCUCCACGGGCUGCUGGUGCGACACCCUCUCGCUGACUGGCCUGAUGAAGUUGCGCAUGCAGAACUACGAGCACACACACUUGAAGACCAUGACCACCGAUGCCGUGGCCCAGAUGCUCUCCAUUAUCAUGUACAACCGUCGUUUCUUCCCCUACUAUGUGUCGAACAUUUUGGCUGGCAUCGACAAGGACGGCAAGGGGGUCGUCUUCUCUUAUGAUCCCAUUGGGCAUUGCGAGCGUGCCACUUACCGUGCUGGCGGCACAGCCGGAGCCUUGCUGCAGCCGGUGCUGGACAAUCAAAUUGGCUACAAGAAUAUGAAUCUGCACGGCGAGGAUGCCCCAGAGGUAACCAAGGAGCGUGCUGUGGCCGUUGCCUCGGACACCUUCAUUUCGGCCGCAGAGCGCGACAUAUACACUGGUGACUCUGUGCUGAUCAACAUCAUUACCAAGGAUGGUAUUGAAACCCAGGAGUUGCAGCUGCGCCAGGAUUAGAUUAAUCUAAAUUAACACGUUGGUCAGGGCAUUUCAGCGGAAAUUUUUGUAACAUCUAAACAUAUUAAAUAAUAAUAAAAUGGAUCCUUAAGAUUUUGG
Messenger RNA from Drosophila persimilis, 842 nucleotides. RefSeq names its product proteasome subunit beta type-1 (gene Prosbeta6). NCBI's taxonomy places the organism in Eukaryota, Metazoa, Arthropoda, Insecta, Diptera, Drosophilidae. Gene Ontology annotation, cellular component: proteasome core complex. The record is from RefSeq and is a predicted model, not a curated record. The transcript has 2 exons. The coding region runs from base 36 to 743 and encodes 235 amino acids.